This is a messenger RNA of Colletotrichum orchidophilum, 1602 nucleotides long. Its product is annotated as cytochrome P450. NCBI's taxonomy places the organism in Eukaryota, Fungi, Ascomycota, Sordariomycetes, Glomerellales, Glomerellaceae. The record is from RefSeq and is a predicted model, not a curated record. Gene Ontology annotation, molecular function: iron ion binding; heme binding; monooxygenase activity. Gene Ontology annotation, biological process: sterol metabolic process. The transcript has 4 exons. The coding region runs from base 1 to 1602 and encodes 533 amino acids.
AUGGCUUCAGAAAUCGUCAACACGCCUGUUACGCAGCCUGUGAUAGCUCAAACAUGGUCCAAUGAGACAUCUCUGCCGUCUGGCACGUUGCCGGCCUUCUUUGCGGGCUGGACAGCCUGGCAGUACCUCGUCACCUUUUUUCUCGGCGUAGUAGUGUACGAUCAGGUGAUGUACCUCAAGAGAAAAGGCUCCAUCGCGGGACCUGCGUUCAAAAUCCCCCUCAUGGGACCUUUCAUCCAAGCCCUACACCCCAAGUUUGAGGAAUAUCUUGCACAAUGGGCAAGUGGUCCUCUCAGCUGCGUAUCAGUUUUCCAUAAAUUCGUCGUUCUCGCCUCCGAUCGCGAUAUUGCCCACAAGGUCUUCAAGUCUCCAGCCUACGCCGAGCCUUGCAUCGUCCCCAUCGCCAGAGAUAUUCUCGGCCACAAAGCUUGGGUAUUCCUUCAGGGCAGAGAACAUGCAGAGUACCGGAGAGGCUUGAUGCCCCUGUUCACCAACAAGGCAAUGGCCACAUAUCUACCAGUGCACGAGAAGGUGCUGGGCGAGUACUUUGACAAAUUCGUUGCCGCCAGCGAGGUGAACCACGGAAACCCCAUUGCCUACAUGGCUCUCUUCCGCGAAAUCAACUGCGCGCUCUCGUGCCGCACUUUUUUCGGCGACUACAUCUCGCAAGACGCAGUAAAGAAGAUUGCCGACGACUUUUACCUCGUCACCGCAGCCCUCGAGCUCGUCAACGUCCCCCUCUCAAUGUACAUCCCAGGCACAAAAGUCUGGCUCGGCAAGCGUGUGGCCGAUCAGGUGCACACCGAGUUUGCAAAGUGCGCGGCGGCGUGUAAGGCCAACAUGGCCAAGGGCGCCACACCGACAUCCAUUGUCGACCACUGGGUGCUUCACAUGAUGGAGUCCAACAGGUACCGCGAGAAGAUUGCCGCUGGCGAAACGGAUGCCGUGAGGCCUUCCAACAUGAUUCGGGAGUUCACCAACGAGGAGAUUUCAGAGACGCUAUUCACCUUCCUCUUCGCGUCGCAGGAUGCGUCCAGCAGUGCCACGACCUGGCUCUUCCAAGUCCUCGCGCAGCGCCCAGACGUCGUUGAACGUCUCCGGGAAGAGAAUCUGGCAGCGAGAGGUGGCGACUGCGCCAAGCCUUUUGAUCUCCCCAUGCUAGAGUCGCUCACUUUCACCAACGCCGUCAUCAAAGAGCUUCUCCGCCUCAGACCGCCCGUCAUCUUCGUCCCUUACCUCGCGACCAAGAACUUCCCCGUCACUCCCAAAUAUACCGUUCCCAAGGGAGCGAUGAUCAUUCCAUCUUGCUACCCGGCUCUCCAUGACCCCAACGUCUACCCCAACCCCGAGUUCUUCGACCCGGACCGGUGGAUUACCGGAGACGCCGAGUCCAAAACCAAGAACUGGCUGGUUUUCGGUGCCGGAUCCCACGACUGUCUAGCUCGGAGAUAUGUCCCGCUGACUAUGGCUGCCAUGAUUGGCAAGGCGGUGCUGGAGAUCGACUGGAAGCAUCAUGCGACAGAAAAGUCGGAAGAGAUUAGGGUGUUUGCUACAUUGUUCCCCAUGGAUGAGUGCCAGUUGAGCUUCACGAAGCGGCACUGA